Messenger RNA from Heterotrigona itama, 1831 nucleotides. Lineage: Eukaryota; Metazoa; Arthropoda; Insecta; Hymenoptera; Apidae. The record is from the annotation of a GenBank genome assembly.
GUUUCAGCGGAACUCGGGGACUACGAUCCGAGACGACAUUCAGUGGGCUACGUUACUGAAUUUCGAUUCCUGGCGAAUCAAACCACGGAAUUGGAAAAUCGCAUAGUGGAGCUCCAUAAAACACUUGUGGUGAAGACAGCGUGGAGUAUUUUCUGGGACUGACGCCGAGCGGGAUAAUUCUGUUACGUAACAAGACCAAAGUGGGAAAUUACUAUUGGCCUCGGAUCAAUAAGAUCUACUACAAGGGUAGAUAUUUCAUGCUGAGAGUCAGCGAAAAGAAUUCCGAGGAGAGAACGCACGGUUUCGAGACGCCGUCAAAGGGUGCCUGUAGACAUCUAUGGAAGUGUUGUCUGGAGCAUCAAGCGUUCUUCCGGUUAAUGGCCACCGGUCCGCCACCUUUGAGCCCUUACUCGCGUUUCCGCUCGUACAGCCCUCCGUCCGGCUCUGAGAAGCACACGGUAAUCAGACGGAAUCCACCGCCGAUUUUCCAGAGGAUACCCAGUCGCAGGGCGCAGCGACGCGUGGUCGAGGGUCAAGAAAUGGUCGGUCCGUUCGUGGAAACGCCGGUGACGGUCAACUCGAACUCAAACAGCAACUCGGUGGGCGGCAACGUUUUGUGCAAUACCCAAAACUCGAGACAGGCGAACAGCUCAAGUCCCAGGAGCACCAGGAGCGCGCCGUGGACUCAGAGCCAACCUCGUGGUCUUUACACUUCGUCUAGUCCUCGGUCUGUCCGCUCGGCGGGUGCGGCACCGGCACUCUUGAGCAGACUCCAACGACGAAGUAGCUCUGUAGAGAGCCAAAGUUCAGGAGACAGCCACAGUCGCAGUGGUCAUCGUAGAAGGAGUCAUAGUCAUAGUCAUCGAAGACAUAGUCGUCACUCUGAUUGUGAAUCCGAGCUUUCGAGAGGUUCGGACACGAGGUCGGGUCAUCGUAAGCACCGUAGAAAGCACAGAAGCACUCGAUCAUCCAGACACUUGGAGUUUGGGCUAGUCGAUACUUCCGGAAUGAGCGAUCAGCAACGACGUGAGAUACCAUAUACGGUGGUUCAAUCGCAAUCGUCCGUACAACAAUGUACACUACAGUCUAGCAAUUCUCGAUUGGACGAUGCAGACUCGUCGUCCCUACCUAGAACGAUCGGAUCCGUUGGCAAAAGAAACAGAAGAAUGAUACAACAUAGUCGCGAUGGAAGUUAUAAUUUGCCGCCGACCAGGCCGAAUCAAAUUGAGACAAAAUACUACGAUGGUAAUAGGACCGAGUGCAAUAUAAGGAAGGACUUUUAUUAUACUCGUAACAACAGAAUAUUGAUAGGAAGUAACGUGGACAGUGGGCUCGGGGAAAGUACACCGCAAGAGUUUUCAAGUUGCUGCUCAAGCUCUGCCGACAGCGCUAAGCCUACUCGGGUACAAAUGCAAUUAGGGGGAGAGGUACGCUAUGAACUGUCUUCAAAUCAAGAAAUCUACCCUCCUGUUGAUUCUACUCUGGAUGCUGUUCUUCAGCCCAUUAUAUCGUAAGUGCUUCUUUUCAUUGCUUUGUGCUUCCCUCCUAUAAUAAUAUCUAGUAAAAAAUUAAAAUUAAGUUUGGCUUUAUUAAUAACUAGUGCACUACAUGCUGCUGUUACACAUAUACGCACAGUUACACUUUCCAAAGAGCAUUGAUAUUUUGAAUAUUUUAAAUUUUAGUAUACCAUAUUUUCAUAUUUUUACGUAUAAUAUAUAAAUGGUUUUACCUUAAAAAUUUAUUUUUAAACUGAAUAUUUGCUUAUACCAUCAAACGUUUUGUUUUGUAUUGUUACAGAACUUUAACCAGGAGGCAACGGAACUGCCCGAAA